Messenger RNA from Paraphaeosphaeria sporulosa, 459 nucleotides. RefSeq lists its product as uncharacterized. The annotation marks the transcript as partial. Lineage: Eukaryota; Fungi; Ascomycota; Dothideomycetes; Pleosporales; Didymosphaeriaceae. The record is from RefSeq and is a predicted model, not a curated record. The transcript is spliced from 2 exons.
AAUGACAUCGAUGCCUGGGCCACUGACAUAUCCCAGUUGUUUGAGCACCUAGACGUUACCGAUGCGACAGUUGUCGGACACAGCACUAGUGGGGGAGACUUGACGUGCUUUGCUGCAAAGUUGAAGGCGCACAGCGGCUAUGGUCCCUAUGGAAGCAAGAAGUUGAGUUGGGUGUUGGGUGAAGAAGCUAGUGUUGAUCAGCACGAUGAUACCGCAGUUUUUUCCUACGACGUACCCGAGGGUCCGUUGUUCGGGUUCAACCGGCCUAAUGCUAUCGUCAGCAAAGGUUUCAUCCCGACCUGUUAUAACCAGAGCCGGGAUAACCAGAGCAUGCAAGCAUCUUUUAAGAGCACGUUUGACACCAUCGCAUCGUGGGAGACGGAUUUUCGACCGGAUCUUCAGAGCUUGGAUAUGCCUAUUCUAGUGAUACAUGGCGUUGCCGAUCAAAUCAUUCCCAUU